UCUAUUUGUAUCUAUUUCUUUUGCAUUUCAUAAGUACCCACAUUAUUCAUUCACAUGGUGCUUAUUAAAAAGCCUCCAUAGCACAAAGCUCAGCCUCUCACGGCUUCUGUCAUUAUCUUCAUCAUCACCUCCACCACCAUGUCCUUCUCCUUCUUUACCAUUUUCUUCUCUCUUCUUCUUCUUCUUCACUUGUUCUUCCAGUUUUGUUACUGUGCUACAAUUUUAGUUGAUGGAGCCUCAGAGUGGAAGAACCCUACAGUUCAUAUUGGAGAUUCCAUCAUUUUCAAGCACAAGCAACACUACAAUCUGUACAUUUUCAAGAACCAGAAAGCCUUCGAUCUCUGCAAUUUCACUCAAGCCACUCUUCUCACCAAAUCUCACGCAACCUCCUAUACGUGGCACCCAUCGCGUCCUGGUCCCUUCUACUUCACCUUCAACGACGGGUCGUUUAAAGCAUGUCAAGCUUCUCUAAAGCUAGCCAUAAAGGUCUCACCAGCAAUGCCGCCGGAGCUUUCUCCGACGGGAGCUCCCUCUCUGGCUCCAGCCCCCGGCGGGUCAGUGUCGUCGUCCCCUGCAUUCCCGUGGCCUUUCCGUCCUCGCCAAGCAGAUUCACCUGGUCCGGCACCGGCGGCAAGUUCGACGGCGACAUUUCCGUUAGUUCCUAACAAAGGAGGCGGAAGCAACAUGCCGUUUAUCAACAGCAACCCUGCGGUUCCUCUGCCUACUGGUGAGGUGGACUCGGCGACCAUUCGCCCUCUUCCCACCUCAGGCCAAGAGAGACAGGUGAUGAUGGUGAUUGGGUUGUGUGGAUUUGAAAUUGCUGGGUCCGUCCUCACUUUAUUGCUGAUGCUUUAGAGAGGGGCAGAGAUGAUGUAAAGUAGUAGAGAGACUAAUGAUUGGGAUUAUAUAUAUAACAAUGCAGUUUAUGUAAUGAAAUGUAUUGUAUUUAGAUUCUCUUCCACUUUCACUUUUGGACUUUCUAUUCUCAUUACUCAUUCUCA
Molecule: messenger RNA, 1001 nt
Organism: Prosopis cineraria
Lineage: Eukaryota; Viridiplantae; Streptophyta; Magnoliopsida; Fabales; Fabaceae
Product: early nodulin-like protein 3
Exons: 4
Coding region: 139-855 (238 amino acids)
Source: RefSeq, a predicted model, not a curated record